Molecule: messenger RNA, 1221 nt
Organism: Eruca vesicaria subsp. sativa (arugula)
Lineage: Eukaryota; Viridiplantae; Streptophyta; Magnoliopsida; Brassicales; Brassicaceae
Source: the annotation of a GenBank genome assembly
AUGGAGAAUUCGGAUCCUCCACAGACUCCAAAUCCCAACCACAUUCCCUCUUCAUUCCACCGCCGAUCUCGCUCCGACGAUAUGUCAAUGUUCAUGUUCAUGGAUCCGCUCAUCUCCUCCUCCUCCUCCGCCGCACCACCACCACCUCCCUCCUCCGACGACCUUCCCUCUGACGACGAUCUCUUCUCCUCAUUCAUCAACGUCGAUAGCCUCUCCUCAAAUCCGCAUCCCUCCUUGUCCUCCUCAAACUCUGUUUCCGUCGCCAAUCCUGCUCCAACGACCUCUCGUCCUCGUCACCGUCACAGCAAUUCCGUUGACGCUGGAUGCGCAAUGUACGCUAGUGAUGAGAUCAUGGACGCAAAUAAAGCAAUGCCUCCUGAAAAGCUCUCCGAGCUGUGGAACAUCGAUCCUAAACGCGCCAAAAGGAUCUUAGCGAAUAGGCAAUCAGCAGCACGUUCAAAGGAAAGGAAAGCAAGGUACAUUCAAGAACUUGAACGUAAAGUUCAAUCUCUUCAAACUGAAGCCACCACUCUCUCAGCUCAGCUCACUCUCUUCCAGAGAGACACAAAUGGACUGGCAAAUGAGAACACAGAGCUAAGACUUAGGUUACAAGCAAUGGAACAACAAGCUCAACUUCGUAAUGCUUUAAACGAGGAAUUGAGGAAAGAAGUGGAAAGGAUGAAGAUGGAAACUGGAGAAAUAUCGGGUAAUUCAGAAUCGUUUGAUAUGAGAAUGCAGCAGAUUCAGUAUUCUCCUUCAACCUUCAUGGCGAUUCCACCAUAUCAUCAUCAUGGCUCAAAUAACGGCCAGCAGAUGCAUGGAUUGAAUCAAAACCAUCUAAUGGAUAAGUCGAAUUAUCAGAGUGUGUCAGAGUUUAUAAAGAACGGACGGUUGCGAGGGCUAGAGAUAAGUAGCAACAACAAUAUUUCAAGCAUAGUUAAAUCUGAAGGACCUUCUCUCUCUGCUAGUGAGAGUAGCUCUGCUUAUUGACAAACAAACACCAUGAAGAUUACAUCUGUUUAUAGGGCUUUAUAAAUUCCUUUGAUUUGAUUUGAUCCUUUUUUUUUUUGAGGGGCCAAUACCAGAAGUAUAAAAGGUUUUACGUUGUUUGUUGGUGAUUGUGAGUGUCAUUGUUUGUUCUGCAAGGAACAAAAAUAUAUUCUUAAAAUUUUAUUUUCUCUUUGGAAACAGUGAUGUAUUUUCAUCUUCUUUUGUUUUUAU